Heterobilharzia americana is the source of this 1440-nucleotide messenger RNA. The record is from the annotation of a GenBank genome assembly. NCBI's taxonomy places the organism in Eukaryota, Metazoa, Platyhelminthes, Trematoda, Strigeidida, Schistosomatidae.
AUGUCGAAUAAACAUGGGGGUGUAACGUGUAAUGGCUGCUCACGUAGAGAUUUUAGAUUUAGACGGUAUAAAUGUCUCGUUUGUCAGGACUAUGAUCUCUGUGGAACGUGUUUUGAUAAUCAACAAGAAACUGACAAACAUUCAAGUGCUCAUCCAAUGCAGUGUUUGCUCACUAAGGCUGACCAUGAUGUAUUUUAUUGUGGAGAAAGUUCAACUAAACAAUGUGUUCAAAGUUUCACCUGUUCAGUAUGUGGCCAGCUAGGUUUCACAGAGUCAUCUUUAUCGAAUCAUGUAUUUUCCCAUCAUCCAAAUGCUGGUAAUUCAGAAGUACUCUGUCCAUUCUGUGCAGUUCAAACUGAAGGUGAUCCGAAUCGUACAACGCAUGACAUUGCUGGUCAUUUCAAAAGUGUUCAUAGUCUUUCACCUUCAGGGAAUAAUAGUAAAAGUCCUGAACCAUUGAAUGUAACCAGCCAUUCUUCAAUUCCGGGUUCAUUUAUUCACCGUGGCAGUUCUGCUAAUCAGAAAUCCUCUAACACUGCAAGUUUAUCCACUCGAACAACUAAUCAACCACGUGUUCACGAUGUCGGUAUUGACAAACCUGUGAAUCGCAACUGCACUACUACAUUACACAACCGCUUGGUGGUUGACUCAUCAUGUCACAAUCAAAAUACUGAGAAUAUGAAUCGUAUUACAUCACAGCUGAUAUCAUCGAAUUCACGUUUCACUCCUGGUAGUAUAGUAGCAAUGAAAAACUACUUGAAAGCAUUAAAACGCAAUGACAAGAAGUACAAUAGUGACAGUAUCAAUAAUGGAUUGUCUAAUGAACAACAACAGGCUAAGGAGUUCACAGACGAUGAUAAUCAAGAAGCAGAUCAAAAUUCAAUCAACACUCAUCUUGAUCUAUCUGGUAAGGGAACAGAUUCACAGUCUACAGUUGAUAAAUCAUACCACACUGGAGCUAUGCUGUCUCAUGAUAGUAACAAUCAAGAAUCAGUAGUUGAAAGUCAAUGCAACUUACCGACUGAUUGUGCAACAACCUCUUCUGGUAAUCAGGAAUCAAAGUCUGAUGAAACUUGUAUCUCUCCGUCUCCUCUUGAGAAUGCAAACGCUAACGACCAAGCAGACAUUCCGAUCACUGAUAGUAAUCGAUACCUAGAGUCUUUAACAUCUGAAAUGUUAGAUCAUAAGCUGAAUUCACUAUUCCCUAACCCCUCAAAAUGUACAAAAUCAGCUUCAGGUGAUCCGCAUCUGAAAUCAGGCAAUGAUGAUAAAUCAAAAGACGCUAACAAAAAGCUAAUUUUUAAUUCUCAUGCAAACGAUCAUCAGUCAGAACUGCCAACUAAUAUUCAAGAUGAGUGGGAUAUUAAUUGGCAUAUGUUUUUAAAUGAACUAAUUUGGUCCAGCCUUUGUAGUGUCGAAACACCAUCGAGGAUCAGCUAA